This is a messenger RNA of Parnassius apollo (apollo), 999 nucleotides long. The record is from the annotation of a GenBank genome assembly. Lineage: Eukaryota; Metazoa; Arthropoda; Insecta; Lepidoptera; Papilionidae.
AUGCAUUUAACAAACUACUCCAUCAAUAGACUCUCGAAAAACUAUACGCCAAACGAGGACUUUGCGUCUUGCGAAGGGCAUAAAUGGACUCUUAGAACACUAUUCCACUACCUAAAGACUGAGCGAAGUGUAGACACGGAUGUACUUUGGGACUCCCUUAAGGACUUAGUAAUAAAGACAAUAAUAUCAGGCGAGGCAAGCAUUAGUUCCCUUACCAAAGCCAAUAUUACAUCACGUUACAAUUGCUACGAGUUGUUUGGAAUUGAUGUGUUAUUAGACGAAGAUUUGAAACCUUGGUUGUUAGAAGUUAAUAUAUCGCCGAGCUUACACAGCGCUUCGCCCCUCGAUAUCCACGUGAAGGGUCCGCUAGUGUCCACUGUGCUCAAUAUAGCACAAUUUCAAGUGCCUUCUAAGACGAAUCUGGACAUGCUAUCAAAGGAAAAACCCAAUAAAUUGGCGGGCUUACCCUACGAUAGUAGACUAUACACAGUGUACCUGUCAAAAGAAGAAAGAGAUAAACACAUUAUUUAUACAAACAUGGAUGACCGUGACUUGUAUCUUCGAGACAUUCUGUCCACUUUGACACCGGACGAUGUUCGACAUCUAAUACAAGCUGAGGAUGAAUUAACACAAACUGGGGAUAUGGAGCGAGUCUUUCCUACAAAUGAAACACACAAGUACCUGGGAUUUCUAGCUGGACCGCGGUAUUAUAACCGUCUCUUUGAUGCCUGGGAAGAACGCUAUGCGGCCAACAGGGAGCCAGGUAUUGAGUUGCUGCGUAAGCUGUGCGCCAUUGGCUAUCACCUGGAGGCACCAGCUGUGCCGCUGCAGGUAACUGUCACGCGCCGCGUCCAGCUGUGGCGGCCGUUGCAGCUGUGGCAACUGUUGCAGCUGCGACACCUGUUGCAGCCGUUGCAACUGUGGCAGUUGUGGCAACUGUGGCCGCCGCUGCAGCUGCUUCUCGCGCUCCUGUCCCUCUGCCUCGCCCGCCUUUGGUGA